Armigeres subalbatus is the source of this 1665-nucleotide messenger RNA. RefSeq names its product leucine-rich repeat-containing protein 15-like. The transcript has 2 exons. The record is from RefSeq and is a predicted model, not a curated record. NCBI's taxonomy places the organism in Eukaryota, Metazoa, Arthropoda, Insecta, Diptera, Culicidae. Gene Ontology annotation, cellular component: extracellular matrix. Gene Ontology annotation, molecular function: protein binding. The coding region runs from base 137 to 1105 and encodes 322 amino acids.
AGCUACUGAUAAGAACCAGGCGGAUCUGUGGAUUCUGUGCGUCUGGGGAAAAACAUUCCAUUCUUUCAGUCUUGCUUCAUUUAUCAUUUGAAACUGAUCGUUCGCUUCACUGUGUGCUGAAGUCACACGCUUCACUAUGAAUUAUUGGGCAUCAACUAUCCUGAUUGUAAUCUAUCUGUCGCUAGCAUCCUCAAAAAGCUACAAGUGCUCAAUCGUCAACGAAGCUGGUUUCUGUUUCUUAGAGAAUGUCAUCGUCAACGAUCCCAUCAGUGCCCAGCACUUGGAAUUUCCGAAACAACAAAUCCUGCUCAUAAAAUCCGGUUCAAUUCCGAACUUUUCAAAGGAUAUGUAUACCCACUUUUCCGGAGUGCGGCUACUCCACAUGUACAACAAUACCGCCAUUCGGAAGUUUCUGAUAGCCGUCAGCAAUCUCACAGAAAUUAAUCUGCAACGAAAUGGUCUUCUCGAGUUCGAAGUUGAACCCACCGAAUACCGAAAUCUGAAGACGCUCACCAUCGUUCACAACGCCAUCAGCGUCAUCCCGAAGAACAUCCGCUAUCUGGAAGGUCUGGAAAAACUCUUCCUCUACAACAACUCGCUCGAGUACGUUGACCUGGAACUGUUCACCAACGCCACCAACCUCAAGGUUCUCUCACUGUACGACAACUUCAUCAAAACGCUAGACUCCAAGCUGGGGCUCCGCUUCGCCCACCUUCAAACCCUAUCGCUCAGCAAGAACAAACUAUCCUUCAUCCCGUACUUCGCGGAAGCCUUCCCGGCCUUGAACGCCAUCUCGCUACGCAAAAACCCUUGGAACUGCCGCUGGUUGGAGUUCUCAAUGGGCCACAUCGAAGCCCGAAGCAUCCAGAUCGCCCGGAAGGACACCGUCUGCCGGUACCUUUGGGUGGGGGACAUCUGCUGCUACCGGACGGUUGUCGAUUUUCUGUUCCAAGCACAGGGCGAAGAGCUGCGGCACGAUCGGGAACAGCUGCUGAAGCUGGCACAGGAGAACCGGGAGCUUAGGGAGCUAGUGCAACGGUUGAAUGAGAGUGUUAUCAAGUUGGAAGAACGAGUGGUAGAUAACAAAGUUCUUGGUGGUGUGUGAUUUGUUGUGAUCAUUAGCUGGCGAUGGAUGAUGUGUUAGUUAUUAAUAAGUGAUUAUCUCAUUGAGUGACGAGGAAAGUGACGAAAAUUUUGAUGAAUGACGAUCUUCCUUGACCUGUGGACUACAUUGUGCUGAACAAUAUUUGGAACGUUACUUUCAUGUCAAAUAUAGUAUUUACUAACUUUUUCAAAUGAAAUCAUUACUCUAUUUCAAGCACUGAACGAGUGGAAGACAAAAGGAAAGUAUCAAAGAUGCACAGCCAAGCUAGAAAACAAUCAUAAAUAUGUCGACGUUUGUAGUGGAAGUAUAGAUAAUAAUAAAUGAAAAAGAAUAAAACUACAAGUGCGUAGGCCUUGAGUGCUUGUUGUUCAAUCCAUAUAAAUCUUUUAACAAAGCUCAAACCGUAUUUUUUGUCAAAGAGAAAAAAAUCACCAAGCUUUAGAAGGGCAACAACGGACAAUAGCGCCCCUAAGCAAAUAUCAGAAUUUGAAAAUGAUAAAUGUUGAAAUGUAUGUACUUUCGGUAUACGGAAUAAAAAUGUGGACGAAAAACAAAUUUUA